AUGUUGUUGAGAUACAAUGAUACUGUGUCUCUUUUCAUGCCUAAAUUCAUUCGUCCGUUCCUUUCAACAAGGCUAUACUCUGAAUUCCAUGAACAAGGGAAAGAUAGUCUCGUUUCCUCAUUCAUUACCUUGCUUCGUCAGAAUCCUACCCCACCCAUCAUUGAAUUUGGCAAGAUUUUGGGUUCCCUUGUCAAGGCCAACCAUUACUCCAUUGCUGUUUCACUUCAUCGACAAAUGGAAUUCAACGGAGUUGCUUCAGACUUAGUCACUUUUAACAUCUUGAUCAAUUGCUUUUCUCAAUUGGGUCUAACCUCUCUUUCCUUUUCUGUAUUUUCCAACAUUCUCAAAAAGGGUUUCCAGCCAAAUGCCAUAACUCUCACUACACUCAUCAAGGGUCUCUGUCUCAAAGGUCACCUCCAUCAAGCAUUGCAAUUUCACGACAAGGUGGUAGCACUGAGAUUUCACCUGAACCAAGUUAGUUAUGCGACCUUGAUCAAUGGGUUAUGCAAAGUUGGAGAAACAGCAGCAGCCCUGCAAUUGCUCAGACGAGUUGAUGGGAAGUUGGUUCAGCCUGAUGUGGUAAUGUACAACACCAUUAUUGAUAGCAUGUGCAAAGAUAAACUCGUUAACGAUGCAUGUGAUUUAUAUUCUGAAAUGCUUGCUAAGAGAAUUUCUCAUAAUGUUAUCACUUACAGUACUUUAAUUAGUGGAUUUUGCGUUGUUGGUAAAUUGGAAGUAGCAAUUGAUUUGUUACAUAAAAUGAUAUUGGAAAACAUAAACCCCAAUGUCUAUACCUUUAAUACACUGGUUGAUGCAUUUUGCAAGGAAGGAAAAGUCAAAGAAGCUAAAAAUGUGUUAGCCGUGAUGAUGAAAAAAGGUGUAAAACCUAAUGUUGUUACGUAUAGCUCUUUAAUGGAUGGAUAUUGUUUAGUAAAUGAAGUGAACAAGGCUAAUUUUGUAUUUAAGACUAUGACCCAAAGAGGAGUAACUCCUGAUAUUCAGACCUACAAUAUCAUGAUUAAUGGGUUUUGUAAGAUAAAAAUGGUGGAUGAAGCUAUUAAACUCUUCAAAGAAAUGCAUUGUGGAACAAUCAUCCCAAAUACAAUAACUUACAAUGCCCUUAUUGAUGGCUUGGGAAAAUCAGGUAGAAUCUCAUAUGCUUUGGAGCUUGUGGAUGAGAUGUGUGAUAGAGGACAAUCACCGAAUAUAUUUACUUAUAACUCUAUAUUGGAUGCUUUAUGCAAAAACCGUCAAGUUGAUAAGGCAAUUGCAUUGUUAGCAAAAUUGAAAGACCAAUGUAUUCAACCGGAUGUGUGCACAUACAAUAUUCUUAUCAAGGGGCUGUGCCAAAGUGGACGACUAGAGGAUGCACGGAAAGUUUUUGAAGAUCUUUUGGUCAAAGGCUACAAUCUAGAUGUCUAUACAUAUACUAUUAUGAUCCAAGGGUUUUGUGACAAGGGCUUGUUUGAUGAAGCAUUGGCCUUGCUGUCAAAAAUGAAAGACAAUGGUUGCAUUCCAAAUGCUAAAACUUACGAAAUAAUUAUUCUUUCUCUGUUUGAAAAAGAUGAAAAUGAUACAGCGGAGAAACUUCUUCGUGAAAUGAUUGCAAGAGGUCUAUUGGAAGAUUGA
Messenger RNA from Vicia faba (fava bean), 1629 nucleotides. The record is from the annotation of a GenBank genome assembly. Lineage: Eukaryota; Viridiplantae; Streptophyta; Magnoliopsida; Fabales; Fabaceae.